AUGAAUCCAGUGACCACUGUGUCUGCGAAUUCUAUGAAUGUGUUGGUGGGAUGGGUGGAGCUUCAGAGUGUUUCUAACCUGCAUGUGUGUUCACAGGGGGCCAUGGUGUUGAUGAACAGUCUGUGUAAUAAAGUGAUCCGGCCCAUUGAUGGUUCCUGCUGCCAGAACACGCCCCCGCUCACUUUUCUGCAGAAGAUGUUGCUGUGUGUGUUUGUAGUCACGACUCUAGUUUUUCUGCUGUUGAACUUUCUGAGGAAAUUACCCCAUCAGCGACCCAUGGUCCCUGACCUGGAGAGUUUAGAGGAGAAGAAGCCAGGGGCCGAGGCAGUGUGUGGGGCCCUGUGCAGAAUGGGACUCAUCAUGGUCUACUUCUACCUGUGUGACAGAGCAGAUGUGUUUAUGAAGGAACAGAAAUCCUACAGUCACUCUGCCUUCUUCGUCCCUUUGAUCAUUGUCUUUGUGCUGGGAUUGUUCUGCAGUGAGAGCACCAAAGAGAGCCGUGUGCUGAACAGGGAGCAGACAGAUGAGUGGAAGGGCUGGAUGCAGUUGGUCAUUCUCAUCUAUCAUAUUUCAGGAGCCAGUGCUUUCAUUCCAGUUUACAUGCAUGUGCGUGUGCUGGUGGCAGCCUAUCUCUUCCAAACAGGUUAUGGACACUUCUCCUUCUUCUGGCUCAAAGGGGACUUUGGCCUGUACAGAGUGUGCCAGGUGCUAUUCCGCCUCAACUUCCUGGUGCUGGUGUUGUGUGCGGUGAUGGACAGGCCGUACCAGUUCUAUUACUUCGUUCCUCUGGUGACGUUCUGGUUUAUGAUCAUCUACAUUGUUCUGGCCAUGUGGCCUCAGAUUGUGCAGAAGAAAGUCAGCAUCAGUGCCCUGUGGUACUUGGGAAUCCUGCUCAAGUUAGUGGGCCUCGUGCUGCUCAUUUGCCUCUUUGCCUAUUCACAGGGCGUGUUUGAGAUCACUUUCACAUCGUGGCCACUUUCGAAGUUGUUUGAACUCAAUGGCAACAUCCAGGAGUGGUGGUUCCGCUGGAGACUGGAUCGGUUUGCCGUGGUACAUGGGAUGGUGUUUGCUUUCCUCUAUCUGCUCCUUCAGAAGAAACAGGUGCUGUCGGAGACCAGAGGAGAAGCUCUGUUCUCAGCUAAAGUCUCCCUGCCCCUGCUGCUCCUGUCUGGACUCUGUUUCAUUACAUACUCAGUCUGGGCCAGCAACUGCCAAACCAAAGAGCAGUGCAACGAGAUUCACCCCUACAUGUCUGUGCUUCCGAUUCUGGCCUUCAUCCUCAUCAGGAACAUUCCUGGCUUUGCUCGCUCUGUCUACAGCUCCUUUUUUGCCUGGUUUGGGCAAAUCUCUUUGGAGCUGUUCAUCUGUCAGUACCACAUCUUUCUGGCAGCAGACACCAAGGGCAUCUUAGUGCUCAUCCCGAGAAACCCGUCCCUCAACAUCCUGGUCAGUAGCUUCAUCUUUGUGUGUGUGGCUCAUGAGAUCUCCCUCAUCACCAAACUCCUGGUCCAACUGUUCUGAAAUAGGCUGGGGGCUUCUUCAGUUUUAUUUCAUUGAUAAAGUAUAAAAAUUAAACCAUAUGUUCAGUACCUGCACAGGGACUGCAGAUACAAAGUAGCUUGUAGCUAAAUCUGGCCCAGUGCAGCUUUUCUUUUUGAAAUUAAUGUUUUCUAUGUGCUGUUGUUGUUUUAAAUACAAAGUAAAAGGAAUGAAUAAAAAUGAGCAGAAAGAUGUUAUCUGCCCCCUUUUACAAACAAUAUUUUAACACUGAUGGUUACUUUAAAGGACCCAUAUUACUCUAUUUUCUGAUCUACGUAAUAAUGUUUCCUCAUCACAAUCAGACCUGGAGUUGUGUUUUGUUUCAUUCACACGUUUAACACACAAACCUGCAUAUUUAUGCUGCGUUCUUCUCUCAAACUCAAAACAAUCUGUUCCACCUUGUGAUGUCCUCCUACAGGAUGUGACCCAUUGUGUCUUUUAA
Molecule: messenger RNA, 1981 nt
Organism: Boleophthalmus pectinirostris (great blue-spotted mudskipper)
Lineage: Eukaryota; Metazoa; Chordata; Actinopteri; Gobiiformes; Gobiidae
Product: N-acetylneuraminate 9-O-acetyltransferase-like
Exons: 11
Coding region: 1-1521 (506 amino acids)
Cellular component (GO): Golgi membrane
Molecular function (GO): N-acetylneuraminate 9-O-acetyltransferase activity
Source: RefSeq, a predicted model, not a curated record